Messenger RNA from Lucilia sericata (common green bottle fly), 1792 nucleotides. RefSeq names its product venom carboxylesterase-6-like. Bases 54 to 1754 code for a protein of 566 amino acids. NCBI's taxonomy places the organism in Eukaryota, Metazoa, Arthropoda, Insecta, Diptera, Calliphoridae. The transcript has 5 exons. The record is from RefSeq and is a predicted model, not a curated record.
AACUUCUGUUAAAUUACAAAUUAACAAGUCAAGUGUAAUUGAAAAGUACUAUUAUGAUUAUUGCAUUAAAAAUAUUUUGUGUCAUAUUAGUGGCACUAAGUGUGCUAAUAAUUUGUCAUGCCGAAUCAAAUCCCACUAUUUGUGUUAAUACUUCCUUGGGUGAGAUGAAGGGUACUCAAAUGGAGUCACGAUCAGGCGAUAAAUUUUGGGCAUUUCGGGGUGUACGUUAUGCUGAACCUCCUGUUGGUGAAUUGCGCUUUCAAAAUCCGCAACCUGUAAAAGCCUGGAAACCCGAAGUGUAUGAUGCAACCAAAGAUGGUCCUAUAUGUCCACAAGUAACGGUUAACUUAACCUAUCUAUCUGAGGAUUGUUUGCGUUUAAAUGUCUACACUAAAGAUACGAAAGCAAGAAAGCCCGUUAUAGUGUAUUUGCAUCCAGGAGGAUUUUAUGCCGUUGCUGCUAUUAGCAGUUAUGCUGGGCCUGAAAAUUUCAUGGAUCGUGAUAUAGUAUUAGUUACUUUAAAUUAUCGUUUGGGUACGCUGGGAUUUUUAGCCACUGGAACUACAGAGGCUGCCGGCAAUAUGGGUUUAAAGGAUCAAGUUGUAGCUUUGCGCUGGAUACAGCAACAUAUUGAUAAAUUUGGUGGUGAUCCUAAUUCGGUAACUUUAUGGGGCUAUAGUGCUGGUAGUUUUAGUAUUGGUUUGCAUAUGAUGUCACCGAUGGCAAAAGGUUUAUUUCAUCGAGGUAUUAUGAUGAGUGCCUCUCCACUGGGUCAAUUUAAAUACACAUCAGAUCAAUUAGAUUUGGCAGAAAAACAAGCAAGACUUUUAAACUGUCCAGUUAAACCAAUCAAGGACAUGGUAAAAUGUUUAAAAGCCAAACCCAUGAUGGACUUUGUCAACACCUCAAGAGCCAUGUUUGAGUUUGGAUGGAAUCCCGUCCUAAAUUGGAAGCCAGUAAUAGAAAAUGAUUGUGGUGGAAACCAGGAACGUUACCUAAUUGAGGAUCCUUAUACUACAAUGUCCAAGGGCAAUAUUUAUAAAGUUCCACUAAUAAUCGGCACUACAGAAUACGAAUUUUAUUAUAUAGGUUACUACACUUUACGCAAUGAAACGGAACGUCGAAAUUUUAAUGAAAAUUUUGCCAAAUACUCGCCUAUAUAUUUUCUCUAUGAGCGUGAAACGCCAAAGUCCUUAGAAGCCAGUGCAGCUAUACGUUCAUUUUAUUUCCAAAAUAAAUCGCUGGAAUAUCCACAAUCGUUAAUACCUUUUGGUCAAUUAUAUGGCGAUGGUUUGAUUGGCUUUGAAUAUUUUCGUUUCUUGCAAAUGGUUUCUAAAUAUACGCCUGUCUACACAUAUCUAUUUACCUACAAAGGACGCUAUAGUCAUUUUGUAAAUCCUGAAACUAAUCAGACUCUAGGGGCUAUGCAUCAUGAUGAAUUGUUGUAUUUGUUAAAUGCUCCUUUAUUUACACCUCAGUUAAAGAAAACUGAUCCCGAGAAUGAUACAAUUGAACGUUUAACUAGAUUUUGGUAUGAGUUUGCCAAGAAAAGCGAUCCUAAUAAUGCUUCUGAUGAAUAUUUAAAAGCUGUUAAAUGGCCAUUGUACUCUGAAGAUAAGAAGCAAUAUUUGGAUAUUGGUCAAAAUCUAAAUGUUAAAUCGAAUGGUAUAUUUCCGGAACGUUUUCAGUUGUGGAAUCGCCUAUUCCCCAUAAAUGAAAUGUUAGUUUCUAAUAAUGCACAAUGUAGAAUUUAAAGUAAAUUUUUAAUAAAUACUUCCUAAAUGCAUAUUAA